This is a messenger RNA of Protomyces lactucae-debilis, 1898 nucleotides long. RefSeq names its product aldehyde dehydrogenase. Gene Ontology annotation, cellular component: cytoplasm. The transcript has a single exon. Gene Ontology annotation, biological process: aldehyde metabolic process. NCBI's taxonomy places the organism in Eukaryota, Fungi, Ascomycota, Taphrinomycetes, Taphrinales, Protomycetaceae. Gene Ontology annotation, molecular function: aldehyde dehydrogenase (NAD+) activity. The record is from RefSeq and is a predicted model, not a curated record. Bases 259 to 1704 code for a protein of 481 amino acids.
UCCAAGUCGUUUGAGGAGGUCAAGGAGCAAAUGCUUGCGGCUGCUGAGAAGCUCAAGGCUGAGUUCCCACACAUGGAGCUCUAGGCAUCAGAAGUAGGCAGAGAGAAGAGUACUAAGUCUGAAAUUGAGCCGUCGUAGAUGAGCGUGAGAUGAUUUGCACUACUCCGCAAUUCGAGUCUGUGUCACCUCCACACUCAAAUAGUUGACCUUGGCAUCAAGACGUAUAGACAGAUUGAAGCUGAUAUCACUCCUAUCAUCAUGUCGAACGACGCAUUAGCCAUCAAGGAGCUCGAGAGGAAGCUCGCCCUACAAAAGAAGGCUUUCCUCAAGGAUCAGUACCCUUCCAUUGAUGCUCGUAAGGAGAACAUCAGCAAGAUUGCCGGCAUGAUCAUGUCCAACCGAGACGCCAUCCACAAGGCCCUCAACGAAGACUUUGGCAACCAUCCAAAAGCCACCUCUGAUCUCGUCGAAGUCCUCGGUGUUGCUGGUCGUGCUCAGUACGUCAUCUCCCAGAUUGAUGAGUGGACCAAGCCAAGCCAGCGUCAUGUCGACGCCCAGCUGUUUGGUGAGUCCAAGGCAGAGAUCAUCUACCAACCAAAAGGUGUCGUUGGUGUGAUUGUCCCAUGGAACUUCCCCAUGGAUCUCUCACUCGGCCCAUUGUGCGAGAUUCUCGCUGGCGGUAACCGCUGCAUCAUCAAGCCAAGCGAGUAUACCCCUGCUACAGGUGCACUACUCGAGAAGAUGGUCAAGGAGAUGUUCCCUGAAGAUCUUGUCACGGUGGUCAACGGCGGUCUUGAUCUAUCGCGUGCAUUCUCACAACAAAAGUUCAACCAUCUGCUUUACACAGGCUCCCCUGAGGUGGCCAAAUCCAUCAUGUCUGAGGCUGCCAAGAACUUGGUUCCCGUGACGCUCGAGCUCGGUGGUAAAUGUCCUGCUGUCAUGGUCGGCAACACAUUGACGCAACGCAAUGUCGAUCAAAUCAUGCAGACCAAACUCCUUAAGAACGGCUCGAUGUGCGUUACUGUUGAUUCUGCUGUUGUGCCAAAGGACAAGCUCGAGGACUUUAUCCAGCUAGCAAAGGAUUUCUUCAAGAACAACGGGUUGGAUGACUAUGCAGCAUCGCCAGACUGCACGGGUAUGAUUAGCGAGCGCCACUACGAGCGUAUUGUGAGCAUGGUGAAGGAGGCAGAAGCUGCUGGUGUGCGGACCAUCACACUCGGUGGCAAAUCCCUCGAAGCGGUUGCUGGCAAACGCUCCUUGCCACUCACGUUGGUUGUGGAUCCACCAGCAAACUUGCGCGUGUCCAAGGAGGAGAUUUUUGGUCCGAUCAUGCCUAUUGUCACUUACACCAACUUGGAUGAUGCUAUUGCAACCAUCAACGAUGGCGAGCGUCCACUCGGUCUCUACAUCUUUACAGAUGACGCAGAGGAAGCAAAGCGUCUUGUGAAUGAGACAAACUCUGGUGGUUGCUCCAUCAACUCUUGUGCUAUGCAAGCUGCACUCCCAUCGAUGGGUUUCGGUGGAUCCGGCAACUCAGGCAUGGGACGACACCAUGGACUUGAGGGCUUCUUGGAGUUUACAAACCCGCGCGGUGUGUUCACCAGGGGUCCUGCCACGUCGCAAGAUUUGAUUGCUGCCUUUGGGCCUCCAUUCAGUUUCGGCGAGCAGGUUGCGGCCGGUGCCUAUGCGGCAGCUGGCAUGUGAGGUUCUUUGACAAUCCCCCUGAUGCUGCUGCUGCUGGUGGUUGCAUUGUAGCUUGCGAUGGCGCACAUGUCAGAUCUGCUGACUCACACAGGCAGCAUCCCCGACUAGCCCCAGGAUACAGUUUAUAUAUACCGUAGCCAAGGCCUCUCGUAUAGUCCCCUGGUCUCUACUUCUUGCUGCGCUCUGGACCAGAG